Molecule: messenger RNA, 1147 nt
Organism: Solanum stenotomum
Lineage: Eukaryota; Viridiplantae; Streptophyta; Magnoliopsida; Solanales; Solanaceae
Product: peroxidase 10-like
Exons: 5
Coding region: 112-1116 (334 amino acids)
Biological process (GO): hydrogen peroxide catabolic process; response to oxidative stress
Molecular function (GO): heme binding; peroxidase activity
Source: RefSeq, a predicted model, not a curated record
AUCGUUAUUCUUAGUGGCUCUGCCACUCUCUACUCUGUACUGAGCAUGAGUUUGUGUUUGCUUAUAAAUAACACCUACUACUUACUCCUGAUGUUAUAACGAAAAAGAGCAAUGUUUACUGCAUCUGCAAUCAUGAACAUGAAAAGCCAUAUGUUUUUAACUUACCCUUUGCUUUGCUUCUUGUUUCUCAGUUCCUUUGUGUAUGGCCAGCUUGAUUACAAAUACUACGAUACCACUUGUCCCAACCUCACAAAAAUCGUUAGAAAUGGUGUCUGGUCUGCUAUUUCUAAUGACACCAGAAUGCCUGCUUCUCUUUUGCGCCUGCACUUCCAUGAUUGUUUUGUCAAUGGAUGCGACGGGUCAAUUCUGCUUGAUGAUACGAGUACAUUCACAGGAGAGAAGAAUGCAUUUCCUAAUCGAAAUUCAGCCAGAGGAUAUGAAGUCAUUGAUGCAAUAAAAGCUAAUGUGGAGAAAGCUUGUCCAUCUACAGUUUCAUGUACUGAUAUAUUGACUCUAGCAGCUAGAGAAGCUAUUUAUCUUACUAGAGGACCCUUUUGGUCAGUGUGCUUGGGACGUCGAGAUAGUCUUACUGCAAGUCAGAAUGCAGCUAAUGAUCAACUUCCAUCACCUUUCGAGCCCUUAGUAAACAUUACUGCGAAAUUUGUUUCUAAGGGUCUUGAUGUAAAAGAUGUUGUGGUGCUUUCAGGUGCCCACACCAUUGGAUUUGCUCAAUGUUUCACGUUCAAGCGAAGGCUAUUUGACUUUAAUGGAUCAGGCAAUCCUGAUCCUACACUAGAUUCAUCAUUGCUAGGCAGUCUACGAAGCGUAUGCCCUAACCAGAGCGAUUCAGAUUCCAACUUGGCUCCUCUGGAUGCAGUCACAAUUAACAGGUUUGACAAUGUAUAUUUCAAGAACCUAAUGAACAAUUCAGGGCUUCUUGAGUCAGAUCAAGCACUCAUAAAUGACAAUACGACUGCUGCACUGGUGUCAAACUACAGCAGGAAUCCGUCUCUUUUCUCCAAGGAGUUCGCCGCAUCAAUGGUAAAGCUGAUCAAUAUAGGUGUGCUAACAGGACAAAAUGGAGAAAUCAGAAAGAACUGUAGGGUGGUGAAUUAGAAAGUUCCAAAAUAUUGUGAGAUAAUUAGCU